Salvelinus sp. IW2-2015 is the source of this 1591-nucleotide messenger RNA. RefSeq names its product E3 ubiquitin-protein ligase KCMF1. Lineage: Eukaryota; Metazoa; Chordata; Actinopteri; Salmoniformes; Salmonidae. The record is from RefSeq and is a predicted model, not a curated record.
AGAAGGCGCUGAGCCAGACCGGAUCCUUCAUGAGGGAAGAGGUCGGGGACAGCUAGGUUGCUGGUUCAAGCUACAGUGAGUCCGUGUAUGGGCCUGUGUUAGUGUCCAUAGGAUGUCCCGUCAUGAAGUCUGUCCCAUAUGUGUUGUGCUGCCUGGCGGAGAUCCUAAUCACGUGACAGACGACUUUGCUGCUCAUCUCACACUUGAACACAGAGCACCCAGAGACUUGGAUGAGUCGAGCGGGGUGCGGCACGUGCGUCGGAUGAUCCACCCGGGUCGGGGUCUGGGGGGGCAGAGGGCCCGUCGAUCCAACAUGCACUUCACCUCGUCAACCUCCGGGGGGAGCUCUACCACACAGACCUCCACACAGAGCUCCAACAGGGAGGCCAUGGAUCCUAUAGGAGAGCUGCUGUCCCAGUUGUCGGGGGUGCGUAGGUCGGCGGGCAGCCAGCUGAGUUCAGCUCCUUCAGCCUCACAGCUCCAGCAGCUCCAGAUGCAGCUCCAGGUGGAUUGGCAGCAGACCCAGGCUACCAGACAGCAGUUGGAGACGGCCCGGGGCACCUCUCAACGCGGCAGCCGCACCUCCAACCACGCGGGGAAUCACAACGCCAACCCUGGCUCCAACUCCUUCAACAACCUUAGUCCCAACCCGGAGCAGCAGGAGCCCAACACGCAGAACAGCACCUCCCAGUUCCUUCUCAACAGACUGAGURAGCCGAGGUUGUCGGAGGCAGAGCGCCAGCUAUGUGAGGGUCAGUGGGCGGACCGCUCUCUCUUCGUCACGGAGCUCCUCCUCUCCACCCUGCUGGCCGAUCCCGACCACAGCGAAGACGACGAUCUCCGCGACUACCACGAUGCCGUGACGCGAGGCUCGGAUGCCUUCGCUGCCUUCGAAGAUAUGGGCUGCGUGGGGGUCAUGACCUUAGACGUGGCGCUGGAGAACCUCAACCUCCGAGAACUGAAGAAUGAGCAGCGUCCUCCGGCGUUGCCGUAGCCACCACUACAAAGUUUAAAACCACCAACCACCGUUGCCGUUACAUGUCCAACCGCCAACGGAGAAAGAAAAUACUUCAGCUUGUUUUCUUUUUCUGAGUGGGGGGGACCCCCCACCCCCCCACAUUCUAUUAUGAUGUGUACAUGACAGGACACAGAAUGUGAACGUGAGAGAGCGAGUGUUGUGAGCAAGAGGAAAUAGAACAAUUUUAUAAUACAUCUAUAUAAAUGUUUAUGAAAGAAAGCGGAUAAUCAACUCCACAUGAAGCCGUGCUUGACUGCUUGCCCCCAGCAGGUGUCAGAUAGAUGGGUAGGUAGCAGCUUGAUCAUAGACAGUGGGAAGAUCUCAAUUGCAUACUCCUCGUCUCCUCAAAACCCAUUGGAUAAGAAGGCCGGAAGACCCUCCAAUGGGUUUUAAGGGAUAGGGGACGUCUUCCCAGAUUCUCUCCGCCCACGCCUCUGUGUUCCUGGAUAUUUAUGAAAACCUACUUUGAUGGUUUGCCACAACAAACGUUGGCACGUCCAGAUUGUUCACUGUGUGCCCUCUUCUCAACUACAGUCACUGUUGCAUAUUAAACUGCUGUCAGUUAUCAUCAUA